Cryptococcus wingfieldii CBS 7118 is the source of this 1266-nucleotide messenger RNA. RefSeq names its product transcription initiation factor TFIIH subunit 2. The record is from RefSeq and is a predicted model, not a curated record. The transcript has 4 exons. Gene Ontology annotation, biological process: regulation of transcription by RNA polymerase II; DNA-templated transcription; nucleotide-excision repair. NCBI's taxonomy places the organism in Eukaryota, Fungi, Basidiomycota, Tremellomycetes, Tremellales, Cryptococcaceae. The coding region runs from base 1 to 1266 and encodes 421 amino acids. Gene Ontology annotation, cellular component: transcription factor TFIIH holo complex; transcription factor TFIIH core complex.
AUGCCCAAAGAUCUCAACUACAGCCCCGCCUCCGACGAGGAAGAAGACAGAGAUGAGGAGGAGAUCGACGAGGAUGAUCUGCCAGGGCCGUCGUCGAGAGCCGGCAACGGGGCAAAGGGCAAGGGCAAGACCAAAGACCCUGGAAGAGCAGCGUGGGAAGGAGAAUAUCAAAAGUCAUGGGAUAUCGUGCAGGAAGAUGAGAAGGGUUCGCUGGAAAGCGCUGUCGAGAGUCUGUUGGCAAGGGGUCGGCGGAAGAGGGCUCUCAUGUCUGAAGCACCCGUACGGCGAUCCAUCAUCCGGCACAUGUUCAUUCUCGUCGACCUCUCCGAAUCAAUGCUCGACAAAGACUACCGGCCCACUCGUUUCGAAGUUGUCUUGAACUAUCUUCGCUCUUACAUCCCUGAAUGGUUCGACCAAAACCCCCUGGGCCAAAUCGGACUUAUCACUCUACGAGAUAGACUAUCGGAGGUCCUAGUGCCCAUGGGAGGUUCGCCAGAAGAGCUUGUACAAGCACUCUCAGACAAGCGUCGUCUGGAACCGUCCGGAGAGCCGUCUCUCCAGAAUGGACUUCUCAUGGCUAAGAGCGGGAUGGAGCAUCUUCCUGGAACUUCGUCCCUCGAAAUGCUGAUAGUAUUCUCCUCUAUCUCUACCGCCGAUCCCGACGGACCCAAGACGAUCCACACCACCUUGUCCGAAAUCGCCCAGACUCACAUCCGCACGUCCAUCCUCUCCCUGUCUGGUGAGAUCAAGAUCUGUAAACAGAUUGCCGAACAGACUAGCGGGAAGUUCGGGGUCGCUCUGGACCAAGAACAUUUGAGAGACCUACUCUGGGAUACCAUCCCACCACCGGCCACGACCAUCGCCCCUGCCACGCUCGGCGUACGCAAUGCCCUCGCAGCUGGCGGUCGCAAUGGCGCCGCAGGCAAAGCUCCUGCUGGUGACUUGAUGGUCAUGGGCUUCCCUAUCCGGCUGCCGCUCGGUGGAGAGACCAUGUGCGCUUGCCAUGGUCUGCUCAAAAAGGGAGGAUACCUCUGCCCGAGGUGUGGAAGCAAGCUUUGUGAUGUACCAACAGACUGUGAGGUCUGUGGGUUGAUGGUCGUCAGCUCACCGCACUUGGCGAGAAGUUUCUGGUUCUUGUUUCCCGUGGCCAAUUACAAAACCCUCAGCUUUGAAGAGGUUGAUGUAUCCCAGCCCGAAACAUGCUUCGGAUGUGACUCUCCGUUUCCAGACGUCAGUCUUCUUCUCUACUCUUUGGCUCCCCACUAA